Messenger RNA from Protopolystoma xenopodis, 690 nucleotides. NCBI's taxonomy places the organism in Eukaryota, Metazoa, Platyhelminthes, Monogenea, Polystomatidea, Polystomatidae. The record is from the annotation of a GenBank genome assembly.
AUGCAAGCUCGAAAGAAAAGUCCUCAACAAUCGCGAUCACCUAACCGACUUAUUGGGGCAGAAUGGAACCCAACGACAUGCCAAUCAAUCGAGGCCUCAAAUUCUCCUCUUCACGCCCGUCUGGGCCUCUCUAGCCAGCCGGAGGUUGUCUCCAAGCCCUCCGUCCCUAAGAGACGAGAAGGUGAGGCAAAGGAGCAAGAGAAGCAGGAACAGGAGACGGAAAAGGAGAAGGUAAAGGAGGAGGAGGGGAGGAAAGGAGAGGAAGAGGAGGUGGAAACCGAGGCUGGUUACGAGAAGCAGUCGUCCGGUAGUGAAAAGGAGCCCGAGGGACCGGGUGACGCGGAAAACUGGAAAACGUUGGUUCCGACGACCGGACAUCGAACGGAUAUUCCAGUCCCACCGAUUGGGCACCUGCCGACCUACCGUCCCAGCCAGAUCGGGUCACCCGGACAUGCCGGCCUCGACAUCAAAGCCACCUCCUCAAAAGGCAGCCGGUCUGCGAAGCUAUCGGAUGCCCGACUGCCCACUUCUGACUCCUCUCCCUUCCUUGCCACUCUGGGUUCCAGAAAACCCACCCGGUUGCCAGGUGAACCGAUCGGACCGGUCGGCUAUCUGGCAGAAACGUGCACGCAAUCGCUCGUCUUUGAGGCGCCUCCAGGUCGAGUGAUCGGCUCCGUGCGUCAAGAGUAA